UUGAGUUGUUGUAGAGUUAUUCAAAGAGAAGAAAUCUAAUUUUUCUUUUUUUUUUUCGGGGGGGCGGGGGGAACAUUAAUAACGUUUGGGUUUUUUCCCUACAUUCUCAUGGAUAGUCGUGUCAUCCUUUGGGUACUGGAGCUAAUGAAGCUGCUUUAUUUCAGAGUGAAUCCUGCCUGUAUUGUCUUAGAUUUGUGAAUGGAUGAAUAUUUGAAGAGCACUCCUCAAUCUUGCAUCAAAAUGUCCCUGUGCACAUCUUCUCACAAGGACUUUUCUCAGUUGCUGCCACUUCAGGAUAUUGGAUGCAAUAAAACAGAAAUUAAAAAUUCACCUGCUGGUGUCAUCUCUCCAGUUCCUUACAGCUGCAAUCAGUCCACACUGGCAGCAGAACACAGUCCAGUCUACAUUCCCUCAUCUUACAUGGAAAACAGGCACGAAUAUUCCGCAAUGGCAUUCUGCAGCCCUGCUAUGGUGAAUUACAACAUUGCCAGCAGUUUUGGGGAUCCAGAGAGUGUGAGUGCGAGGCAAACCUCCAGCCCCAGUGCGCUGUGGUCUGCUCCUGGCCAUCUGUCCCCUCUGACUCUGCACUGCCAGUCCUCACUGCUGUAUGCAGAGCAGCCCAAGAGCCUGUGGUGCGAGGCACGACCGAUGGAGCCAGUGCUGCCCGGGAGCAGAGAAACAUUAAAAAGAAAAACUAAUGGCAAUGACUGUACAAGCCCAAUUGCAAAUAAUCCAGGCUCAAAAAAGGAUGCCCAUUUCUGUGCAGUCUGCAGUGACUAUGCUUCAGGAUACCACUAUGGGGUCUGGUCCUGCGAAGGCUGCAAAGCAUUUUUUAAAAGAAGCAUUCAAGGACACAACGAUUACAUCUGCCCAGCCACCAAUCAAUGCACAAUAGAUAAAAACAGGCGCAAGAGCUGCCAGGCGUGCCGGCUACGGAAAUGCUACGAAGUGGGGAUGAUGAAGUGUGGCUCAAGAAGAGAACGCUGCGGGUAUCGAAUCCUGCGGAGCCACCGCAACCCCGAGGAGCGGGUGCAUUGCCUGGGCAGAGCCAAGAAAUACAACGAGGCAGCGACGCGGGUGAAGGAGAUCCUGCUGGGCACCGUCAGCCCCGAGCAGUUCGUGCUGACCCUGCUGGAAGCGGAGCCGCCGCACGUGCUGGUCAGCAGGCCCAGCAAACCCUUCACCGAGGCCUCCAUGAUGAUGUCCCUGACAAAGCUGGCAGACAAGGAGCUGGUGCACAUGAUCGGCUGGGCCAAGAAAAUUCCCGGCUUCAUUGAUCUCAGCCUCUAUGACCAAGUAAGACUCUUGGAGAGCUGCUGGAUGGAAGUUCUGAUGAUUGGUUUGAUGUGGAGAUCAAUCGACCACCCGGGGAAACUGAUUUUUGCACCAGACCUUGUUUUAGACAGGGAUGAGGGGAAAUGUGUAGAGGGAAUUUUGGAGAUCUUUGAUAUGCUCCUGGCCAUGACCUCGAGGUUCCGAGAGCUGAAACUGCAGCACAAGGAGUAUCUGUGUGUCAAGGCAAUGAUCCUCCUCAAUUCCAGCAUGUUCCCCUUGUCAGCAGAGGAACCUGAAAGCAACAGGAAACUGCACCACCUGCUCAACGUGGUCACAGAGGCUUUGGUGUGGGUUAUUGCCAAGAGCGGGAUCCCCUCCCAGCAGCAGACAACUCGCCUGGCCAAUUUGCUGAUGCUCCUCUCCCACGUCAGACACGCCAGUAACAAGGGAAUGGAGCAUCUCCUGAGCAUGAAGUGUAAGAACGUGGUGCCAGUGUAUGACCUGCUGCUGGAGAUGUUGAAUGCUCACACUCUCCGAGGGCAAAGGAAGUCCCCGGCCACACACCCUGAGUUUGGCCCACUGGAGCAAAUGGAGCCUGGAGACAGCCUGAGGAAUGGGGCACCCCAAUAAUUGUGUCAAGACCUGGAAAUGUGAGGCUUUUUCAGAGCUGUGGGAGAAAACAGAACUGCUGUGAUGGGGCUGCAGAAGUGUGACCUAGUGUGAGUUCUCAUCCCUUCUGGAUUUGCACAUCGGUGUCUCGGAGAGGCCGCGGGGCGCUCACCUCUGUCUGUAUUUCUGACAUUGCAACAGCUGCACUGCUAUAGUGCCUUUUCUGAGACUCUGCAAAAGCACCUUAUGAAAUCAAGCCUCAGAACAGCACUGUGGGACAGGGAAUUGCUGCCUCUCCUUCUCAGAGGCAGAACUGAGAGGGAGAGGUAAAGGGACAGGUUUGAGAUGGCAGAAGAAGCUUGGAAAAAGCAUGUUGGUCUCUGUCUCCCAGAGCAAGACUUUUAAGCAUUGACUGAACAAUGUCCUCUUUCAGCAUGGGAUGGUGUGAAGUGUAGAACAGCAUCAUUUGGGACAGAUGUACCUCUGUGUGCUGUUCCCUGGGGAAUGCCUGCUCUGUAGCUGAUCUAGAUAAAGUGCCGAGAUACAGACAGUGUGAAGGAGCUUAUUCUCAAAUAUGCAAUGGCUGCAAGGGCCUUCAUUUGAAGGUCAUUUGAAAAAGCUUCUAGGAUCAGUUCAGAGCCUCUGCAGAAAGUUUAAAUUGAUCUUAAGUUUGUAUUUUUUGAGCUUGUUCUCAACACUCACAUUAUUAUCUGCUUAUAUUUCUUCAGUGCUUUAAGCAAUGACGAAAUCGUCUGAAUAUUUCAGUCAAUGCUGACCUUUGAAAUGUGUUUUGUCUGUGAGAUUAUCAUGUUGUUUUAUAUAUUUAUUAAUGAUGUUAAAUCUAUUCUAAUAAUUGGGUACAAGAAGUUGCUCUGUGAAUAUUAACUGUUUGUAUUUGUAUAUGAUCUGCUGAUCAGGCCUUGUGAAACCAGCUAGAAAAAAAAAUCUUCCCACCCCUUUGACUGGUGUGUGGAAUUACAUCCUGCCCACCCAAAACCUCUUGCAGGGGGGUGAGGCACUGGAUGGGAACAUGGAUGGGGAUCUGUUUUUGUCUGCUGCCCUGAGGUUUGCUGCUUGCUUGUUCUCAGCAUGCAUGGCACCUUGUGCUGUGGUCUUCAUAUCUUUAUAGGAGCCCUCAAAGAGCGAGGAUGGGGAUAAUGGUAAAUGUAAAGAUAAUUUAAAGAUGGGGAUAAUGUAAAGCACUACUUUGCUUUGCAAGUGUGAUGACUUGUUUGAAUUACACUGAAGAUGUAGUGAUUUAAACUUCCUUUUUGUGCUGAUUUCUGCAUGUGUUUAAGCUGCACUGAGUUAAAAAAAAAAACCUGAUAAAAAGGCCUGGCUGAUGACCUCAGAGAUUAGCAGGGUGGCAUCAUUUAUUCUGGUAAAUGUCUCUCUACAUGGAAACAUUUAAAUAUAGCACAUGCAUGUUCUGGGCAUUAUGGUGAAAUAAAUUGGUAUCACACCAAAAGUCUAUUUUGAGCCAAGAAGUCUUUUGCAUUAGGGACUUUGAUUAGUAUGCCAUUUGCAUAUUUUGAAUAUUAGUCAAACCAUUAAUCUUGAUGGUUUUUUAAAGCCAAGGACAGUCUUUUUUAUAGGAGGUUUUCAGUGAGUUACACAUCUAUUGUCUGUUUUGAUCUUGUACUAUACCAGAUGCUGCUGCUGAUCUAAAUUUUUACUCUCUGCCUUUUUAUUGUUUUUAAGAAACUGUAAUAUAGCAGUGUCCUUCUAAAGAUGUGUAACAUUUACAAUGAAAAAAAGGAAAAAAAUGUGAGUACAGUCUGGAAUUUAUUAGUACUUUCAUUUUGAGAGAUGUUUUGCUGUGAAACAAACCUGUCUCAGUAUUUCUUGGGCUUGAUUGUUCUGGCCUCAUUGCCUGUUGUCUUGAUCCUUCUCUGAUUUUCCUUAUCCUGUGUAAUCUUUUGGUUUAAUACAGUUUUUUGAGGAAAUGUUUAAGUGAUUUGUUUGUUUGUUUGUUUUGCUUUAAAAGCACUGGAUUUAUGUACCAUCUUGGAACAAACCUUUUGAAAAGAAAAUGGGAAAGACUGGGUAUAAAUAAUGAAAUUACCUUCUAAAUGGAAAUUUGUUGUGGAUUGACUCUGUAAAAGGGAUAUGCUGCAGUUUUGUGCUGUGUGGUGGUGUUCAUAUAUGUUGCUAUUAGUACAGUGCAAAUGGGAAAAUGAUGUGAUUUCAACCUACUUUUUGUCUUGUUCAACAUGAUUUUAUUAAAAGUUAC
This is a messenger RNA of Pseudopodoces humilis (Tibetan ground-tit), 4117 nucleotides long. It is a transcript of the gene ESR2, whose product is annotated as estrogen receptor 2. Gene Ontology annotation, cellular component: nucleus. Gene Ontology annotation, molecular function: zinc ion binding; sequence-specific DNA binding; steroid binding. NCBI's taxonomy places the organism in Eukaryota, Metazoa, Chordata, Aves, Passeriformes, Paridae. Gene Ontology annotation, biological process: cellular response to estradiol stimulus; regulation of DNA-templated transcription; estrogen receptor signaling pathway. The record is from RefSeq and is a predicted model, not a curated record.